Messenger RNA from Bubalus bubalis (water buffalo), 1047 nucleotides. Its product is annotated as olfactory receptor 8B8-like. Lineage: Eukaryota; Metazoa; Chordata; Mammalia; Artiodactyla; Bovidae. Gene Ontology annotation, molecular function: olfactory receptor activity; G protein-coupled receptor activity; odorant binding. The record is from RefSeq and is a predicted model, not a curated record. Bases 34 to 1047 code for a protein of 337 amino acids. Gene Ontology annotation, biological process: G protein-coupled receptor signaling pathway; sensory perception of smell. The transcript has a single exon. Gene Ontology annotation, cellular component: membrane.
CUUUGGGCUUCUUGGCUCCUGAAUGGACUGGGCAUGACAUUGCAUGGGGAAUCUGAGUUCUGCCUGAAAUAUGACUCUAUUCUCCUAUCUUUCAGAUCUCACUGGAAGAGAAUGGAUAUUGGAAACAGCUCAUUGGUCACUGAGUUUAUCCUUGUGGGUUUAACUAAACAUCCGGAGAUCCAGGUGCCCCUGUUCUUCCUCUUCUUGGGAAUUUACAUAAUCACCGUGGCAGGAAACCUGGGCUUGGUCACUCUAAUUAGACUGACUUCUCACCUCCACACUCCAAUGUACUACUUCCUCCUUAAUUUAUCCUGUAUUGAUCUCUGUUACUCUUCUGUCAUCACCCCCAAACUGUUGGUAAACUUUCUGUCAAAGAGGAACACCAUCUCCUAUGCAGGAUGCAUGACUCAGCUGUUUUUCUACUGCUUCUUUGUCAAUGCAGAGUGCUAUGUACUGACAGUGAUGGCCUAUGAUCGCUAUGUGGCCAUCUGCAAGCCCCUGUUGUACAAGGUCACCAUGUCCCCUCAGGUCUGCUCUCUAAUGGCUGUGAUUGUAUACUUGGGGGCCUUUAUUGCUGCCUGGGCCCACACAGGAUGCAUGUUGAGGUUGACCUUCUGUGAUGCCAACACCAUCAACCACUACAUGUGUGACAUCCUCCCCCUCCUGGAGCUCUCCUGCACCAGCACUCACAUCAAUGAACUGGUGGUUCUCAUCAUCGUUGGCUUUGAUGUUGGUGUGCCUGGCCUCACCGUCACUGUUUCAUAUGCUUUUAUCCUUUCCAGUAUCCUCCACAUCAGUUCCACAGAAGGAAGGUCCAAAGCGUUCAGUACUUGUAGCUCACAUAUAAUUGUUGUUUCUGUUUUCUUUGGGUCAGGGGCAUUCAUGUAUCUUCAUCCUUCUUCUGUUUUGUCCAUGAACCAGAAGAAAGUGUCCACUGUAUUCUAUACCAUUUUGGUGCCUAUGCUUAAUCCUCUGAUCUAUAGCUUCAGAAAUAAGGAGGUUAAGGUUGCCCUGAAAAAAACCUUCAGUAGAAAAAUAUUUUUCUGA